This is a messenger RNA of Symbiodinium natans, 471 nucleotides long. NCBI's taxonomy places the organism in Eukaryota, Dinophyceae, Suessiales, Symbiodiniaceae. The record is from the annotation of a GenBank genome assembly.
AUGGGCGGCGUCUCCAGCGCGAUCUCGGGCGGAAAGAAGCUGGCCAACCUCAUCUUUUCUCGCGGCAAGAGCAAGGUAGACCGGGACAAGUUCGAUCGUGCCUUCUCAAAAUAUCCACCAACCCCGUCGAGGACAUGGGGCUUCCAGAACAGCAAUGCUGCGCUGUAUGCAAAUGACAGCUGGUUCUCGGCUCAGAAACGGAUCCGCCUGAGCGACAUAAACCGCUUCCUGGGCAUCAGGCCAUAUCCUGGCAAACCCGCUGGCAAAGCCUUCCUCCCUGGUGAUUACAACCUCGUUUGGGGAAAUCCGGAGAGGCAUUCCUGGUCCACCGCAGAAGAUCAGAAUUACAGCCUGCAGUUCUCAAGGCAGCAACACCACGACGUGGGGACGGCCGGCGCGCUGUGCGUGGCCACGCUUCCUGGCCACGCCCCAUCCCGCGGAAGACGCCGUGAACUCUCCGACUUCCUGUGA